AUGUCCAAUCUAUAUAGCAAGCUAGGUCCACAAGGACGAGCAUUGUUGAACAACCCGCAGCAACCUUCGUCACCUUACACUUACACAAAUGAUGCAAAUAACCAACCACCCCCGCAAGAUCUUGAUUUUGUCAUUGAUGAAUUGAGGAAUCCCAAACCAACUACUACUGUUAACAAAGUAUUGGGGUAUUUAUACAACUAUGUUCCGUAUAUCAAACACGAAAGGAAUUUGGGACUUGUUGUUGCCAGUUUUUUAAACAGUCCCGUGUGUUUUGGAUCAAGCACUACGCCAUCACUGGCAGCAACAGCAGCACCACCACCACCAUUUGAAGAGAUUUACAUGAUUAUCGAAGUGUUCAAAUUGAUAACUGAUAAGAAGUUGGAAGUGUCUCAACCUACAUUACCCAUUAAGGAGUUUUACACAGUUAUUAGAAAAGAGUUGGAGAAUUUUGUGUGGUACAACCCUCAAGCUAAUAGUUGGAAAGUUUUGCCUAUAAUUUGUGGAAUGAUGUUAUCUAAUUCUCUACGUGAUGAAUUGUAUGUUGACGCCAAUUACUUCCAAUAUAGGUGGUUUUUCGACGAGUGGGAUGACAAAAUGAAGAGUUUGUUUGUUCGUUGUUUGGAGUAUAGUUUAAGCAGUAGCCAAUCUGAGGACAUUGUCUUUUUGAGUGUGACUAGUUUGGCUUUGGUUUAUCAAAAGGAUGAAGAUGUUAAUAAAUACACCAAGCGUAUCAGUGAUGGUCUUAUGGUGGGAGUGCUUAUGAAUAUGAUUUUCAUGUCUCCCAAAGUGUCAACAUUGCUGUAUCAGCACUUUUUCAAACUCAAUCCUCAAGAUGUUAAUGUUAACAAUGAUGCUAAUAAGCGGAUUUUGCAAAAACCAGUGAUCAAACAUUUGAACAAGUUUUCUUUCUUACUUGCUGCAUACUUUAGUCAAUUGAGGUAUAAUAAACAGAAUGAAGACUUGAUUCUCGCAAACUUGACAAAGAUGGCCGAUUUUAACAAGUUGCUAAAUCACAUUUGCGCAUCUUCCAUAUUCAAUACAUUUACUAGUGCCAAGGAAAACAACCCCCUUUUUCAACUGUUUUGGUAUUUUAUGAAGAACUUGUUGUUUUCCGAAGUGAUUAUUUUCCAAGGUGUUUUCACACGGUUCCUAACGGGAAACAAGUCGAAUUUCAUUUGGUUCAAUAAUCGAGAUUUGAUUAUUAUGCAACGUGCUUAUAGACAGAUUGCAUUAACCACAAUUCCCAGUUUAUAUUAUCUCAACUUCAUUCUACUUUCAAUAGGGCAAGGUGGGUUUGAUAAUUACAAUUUUGUGUAUUACCUCAGUGUUGAGUUGGCAUUAUCUACGGCACUGCAUUUUGAACAAUUGGCAUUGCGGUUGUUUCUGGAUUAUAAUGAAAUAAACUUGUACCCGGAUGUAUUGGACCACAACUAUAUUAUGCAACUGAAGGUGUUGUUUGUAUUGGGACUAUGGGAAAAUUGUCUACAACAAAAGCCAAUUCAAAAUGAGGCGUAUGCGUCAUCGAUUUAUACUAAUGUUCGCGAUUUGGCCAAUGAUUCCAAAUACACAAGCAAUGAUUUGAUCGAGGCUAGUCACUCGGUGUUGUUAUUUUAUUUCGCCAAUAGCAACAAGGUUGAUUUGAAAGAUUGCAUUGAGUAUGUUAAUUUGCUAGUUAGUCAAUUCCCACACCGAUUAUCAGCUACACAAUUGUGUAUCGCUAUUGAAACUAUUGGAAAGAAGAUCUUGUCACAUCCAAAGCCAUAUCGUGAUAACUCCAUAUACAAUAACUCAGCUGAGGAGUUUUUCCAUUUUUUGGUUAAUUUAUGUGGACCUAUCCAUCGUGGGGUACCAAUCAAGCCCUCCACUACAAACACAUCUUUAUUAAACAACAAUCUGGACAAUCCUAGCUUCACCUCAGCACAACCAAUUUCGGAAAUUGAAGCUCAUGCAACUUUAAACACCUUGGAACAGGACAAGAAAAUGGAUGGCGACAUUAUCCAUGAAAACAAAGCCAAGAAGCCCAAGGAUAAAGUUGUACGUGACUUGUUGCCCCGAUUCAAAAGGGAAUACAAGUUUGAAAAUCGACUUGCACCAGAAACCGUUCGGGAAGCGGCAGUGUUGGCUUUGAUUAACUUGGUGCCAUAUUUCCCCCUUUCUGUGUUUGUUGCGUGGGUGGAACGGAUCUGGGAUUUGAUUGUAAAGAGUAAUGUGCUGGAGGCCAACUACUUGACUGGUAUGUUGUGGAAAGUGAUGAGUGAUAGUCUUGAUUUGAAUCGGGUUGAAUUGGCAAUGAGGUGGUGGUAUGAGACAAAGCGGUUGUCGGAGAGGAACUAUGUUGAUGCAAAGAUGUAA
Lodderomyces theae is the source of this 2352-nucleotide messenger RNA. It is a transcript of the gene PEX8, whose product is annotated as Pex8p. Bases 1 to 2352 code for a protein of 783 amino acids. The transcript has a single exon. Lineage: Eukaryota; Fungi; Ascomycota; Pichiomycetes; Serinales; Debaryomycetaceae. The record is from RefSeq and is a predicted model, not a curated record.